This is a messenger RNA of Oreochromis aureus, 2013 nucleotides long. RefSeq names its product Meis homeobox 1 a (gene meis1a). Lineage: Eukaryota; Metazoa; Chordata; Actinopteri; Cichliformes; Cichlidae. Gene Ontology annotation, biological process: embryonic pattern specification; positive regulation of transcription by RNA polymerase II; hemopoiesis. The record is from RefSeq and is a predicted model, not a curated record. The transcript has 13 exons. The coding region runs from base 321 to 1496 and encodes 391 amino acids. Gene Ontology annotation, molecular function: DNA-binding transcription activator activity, RNA polymerase II-specific; RNA polymerase II cis-regulatory region sequence-specific DNA binding.
CUCCCUCCUCCCUGCUCGGCCUCAUCGCGGAGCUGCGAUGAGGAUUUGAAGGCUCGGAGCUCCGCGGGCGGCUCGGCGUCACCUCAGCGCCGCUUUGGAGUCACUGGAUCGGACCGGCCGCUCACCGACCCGCCGCUCGGUCUGCUGGAGCCGGAGGCCCGGAGCAGGACCGCGUGUGUCCGCGGAGGGACCCCGCUCCUGCUCGGGCUUGCGCUGGGAGGCUCGCGGACGGGAUUCGGAAUCCGGGACCGGGACCGGGACUUGGAUGCGUGUUUGGCCCCGCGGGAGGCAGCGGGAGUCCGCGAGGAGAGCCGGGGCCGAUGGCGCAACGGUAUGAAGAGCUCGCCCACUACGGGCUGGAGGUGGUGGGUGGGGUGUAUGGAGACCCUCCCCACCACCACCCUCACGCUGCUGCAGCUGCACGUUCCCUGCAAGCGGUUCACCUGGCCGCCGCCGCCACCUACCCUCCACACCAGUACGCCCAGUCCACUCACAGCAGUGGCGGCAACAUGGCCACCACAGCCGGGGACGCCGUCAAGAGGGACAAAGACGCUAUUUACGGACAUCCUUUAUUCCCGCUGCUCGCACUCAUCUUUGAGAAAUGUGAACUGGCAACCUGCACGCCGAGGGAGAGCGCCGUGGCCGGGGGAGACGUCUGCUCCUCCGACUCCUUCAGCGAGGACAUCGCCGUCUUCUCCAAACAGAUCCGCUCGGAGAAGCCGCUGUUUUCAUCCAACCCAGAGCUCGAUAACUUGAUGAUUCAGGCGAUCCAGGUGCUGCGUUUCCACCUCCUGGAGCUGGAGAAGGUUCACGAGCUCUGCGAUAACUUCUGCCAUCGAUACAUCAGCUGUCUGAAAGGCAAAAUGCCGAUCGACCUGAUUAUAGACGACAGAGACGGGAACAAGUCAGAUGGCGAGGAUUUUGUCAGGUCGUCGGCGAACCUCGUGGAUCGGGUUUCAUGGAGCAGAGAUCACGACAACUCUGCGUCAAUCAGGUCGACCGGGACGCCGGGACCAGCCAGCGGAGGACAUGCGUCCCAUAGCGACGACAACAGCAGCGAGCCAGGUGACUGCCUGGAUAACGGUGUGGCGUCUCCCAGCACGGGUGAUGAAGACGACCCCGACAGGGACAAGUCGCACAACAAGAAGAGAGGAAUCUUCCCCAAAGUGGCCACCAACAUCCUGAGAGCCUGGCUGUUCCAGCACCUGACGCACCCGUACCCGUCGGAGGAGCAGAAGAAGCAGCUGGCCCAGGACACCGGCCUCACCAUCCUGCAGGUCAACAACUGGUUCAUCAACGCGAGGCGGCGGAUUGUUCAGCCCAUGAUCGAUCAAUCCAACAGAGCAGUGAGCCAAGCACCGCCGUAUGGCCCAGAUGGCCAGCCAAUGGGAAGCUUCACGGUGGACGGUCAGACGCCCAUGGGAAUCAGACCGCCUGGUCCGAUGGGUGGUGUAGGGAUGGGGAUGGGCGUGGAGGGACAGUGGCACUACAUGUAGCACCACCGCCUGCACCCUGCAGCCAGAGGAGCCGCCCGGCGUAGCAGGAAACCACCGUUCCUGAGGCUACGUCGGGCCUUCCUCCUGAUCUCGACCCUCUGUGUUUCCUCUGCAGGACUCUGAUCAGGUCUGCAGACCUCCAUAGCGUGGAGCGGGACCCCACGCCUCUUCACCCCCGCCCAUCAGCUCUCCGCCCUGUGGGCGUGGCCUGAUGAGGAAACACCUGAGCUUGCCUCUGUUCUCGGCGGGCCUUCUCAGAGCGCUCCACGGACUAAAAAGAGAAACGUGAGGACAGACGGCGAUCGUAAAGGCAAAGACGAACGCCGUCCACCGCGCGUUUCUGGAUUUGAUCACUUCCUGUGAUGUAACCGCCCAGAACGGACAGAUCUGCAGCUUGCUAAUGGACUCCUGAAGCCAUUUGCUCUGCAGACAGAGCGAACCUGUGACGUGGACGGACAGUUUUGGACCGUAGACCCCCUCAGACCUCCCACUCCGUAAAUAAAACUGAUUCUGUGGA